This is a messenger RNA of Melanotaenia boesemani (Boeseman's rainbowfish), 1317 nucleotides long. RefSeq names its product aspartylglucosaminidase (gene aga). Gene Ontology annotation, molecular function: N4-(beta-N-acetylglucosaminyl)-L-asparaginase activity. Gene Ontology annotation, biological process: protein deglycosylation. Lineage: Eukaryota; Metazoa; Chordata; Actinopteri; Atheriniformes; Melanotaeniidae. Bases 133 to 1188 code for a protein of 351 amino acids. Gene Ontology annotation, cellular component: lysosome. The record is from RefSeq and is a predicted model, not a curated record. The transcript is spliced from 9 exons.
ACAAGGAAGUUUCAAUGUAUCGUCUUGAUACAAUAAUAGCUUCACUUUACAGUGACUUCUCUUUAACAGCUUACUUUUUUAUUAUUUUGUACUCCAAAGAAGUAACAGCUUAAAAAUAGCGAUGCAACUUGAAUGAUGUUUAUUAUAAUGCCCACGCAUCGACAGCGCAACAUGUUUGUAUUGCUCCUGAUUUUAACUGUAACGCUGCUAUUUCCACUUGGACAUUCAUCGUUACCUCUUGUUGUCAAUACUUGGCCAUUCAAAAGUGCGACGGCUGCAGCAUGGAGUGCCCUGCAGUCCGGUGGCUCAGUGUUGGAUGCAGUGGAGAAAGGCUGUGCCCGCUGUGAAAUGGAGCAGUGUGAUGGCAGUGUCGGCUUUGGCGGGAGCCCCGAUGAGUCUGGGGAGACCACACUGGAUGCCAUGAUCAUGAAUGGUAACACAAUGGAGGUGGGCGCUGUGGCAGACCUGAGAAGAAUAAAAAAUGCCAUUGGAGUUGCGAGAGCUGUGAUGGAGCACACUGACCACACACUGCUAGUGGGAGAGUCAGCUUCCAUUUUUGCAGAAAACAUGGGCUUUGUUGCAGAAGACUUGACUACCAACAAAUCUGAGAAUAUUUUCUUACAGUGGCUGAAGGGCAACUGCCAACCUAAUUAUCGAAAGAAUGUCAUUCCGGAUCCUUCAAAGUCGUGUGGACCCUACAGACCCGUGGCAAUACAAAUGCAGAGCAAGAGGGCACGGCCUGUUAAUGGACACUCCCAUGACACCAUAGGUAUAUUUGCUCUUGAUCAACAUGGACAUGUUGCAGCCGGUACAUCAACCAAUGGACUUACUCACAAGGUUUCAGGGCGUGUUGGGGACUCUCCUAUUGUUGGAUCUGGGGCCUAUGCAGACAGCUCAGCUGGUGCUGCUGCAGCUACUGGAGAUGGUGACAUCAUGAUGCGCUUUCUACCCAGUUACUUGGCCGUGGAGCUGAUGAGGGCUGGGGCCGAUCCCUCAGCAGCCUGCAAGUCGGCCAUUUCCAGAAUCAAGAGGCAUUACCCCCAAUUCUUUGGAGCCAUCAUCUGUGCUAACACAACAGGACAUUAUGGUGCAGCUUGUAACAAAGUCCAGAGCCUCACAAAGUUCCAGUACAUGGUUUCAAACUCGGAGUCAGACACGCCAACCCUGAAGUCUGUAGAUUGUUUUUAGAUGGAGAUGGACUCUCUCUGCAUCUUUAAGUGUAUGAAUUCAGUCUCCUUGCUGUCAUUUAUUUCCAUGAUUUAAUAAAUCCGAAUUAAAAAAUAAUACACUUGUCAAUAAAAAUGGGAACUAGUUUAA